Messenger RNA from Gastrolobium bilobum, 1486 nucleotides. RefSeq names its product homeobox-leucine zipper protein HOX16-like. The coding region runs from base 295 to 1266 and encodes 323 amino acids. Gene Ontology annotation, molecular function: sequence-specific DNA binding; DNA-binding transcription factor activity, RNA polymerase II-specific. Gene Ontology annotation, cellular component: nucleus. The record is from RefSeq and is a predicted model, not a curated record. Gene Ontology annotation, biological process: positive regulation of DNA-templated transcription. The transcript has 3 exons. NCBI's taxonomy places the organism in Eukaryota, Viridiplantae, Streptophyta, Magnoliopsida, Fabales, Fabaceae.
UCUUCUUCUCCGAAGUCCCACGAUAAAGGAAAGUGUCCAUCUAUCUCGGUGUCCAUUUAUCUCUCUCUACAAUUUAUUAUUCUCAUUCCGUUCCAUUCCAUUCCAAUCUACUUCUCCAAUUCCAUUCCCUUCUCUUCUUAUUCUUCUGAAAGUGAUGGGUGUGCCCUGCUGCUGUUCUCAUACAUCGCACAUAACAGCCCUCAUCAUCACCAGCUUCUUUCGCCAUAAACCUUAGAUCUUUUCUUUAUUUCAAUAUUUUAUUAUUUUUACCACCUCUUAUGGUUUGCUAGAUUAAUGAUAACACCGUCUGAUAUGGCUGCUGGGAGAGUCUUUUGCUGUGGUCCUGCAAAUGCUUCCAAUUUCACUACUUUGCUUCCGAAUCAAACUGCUCCUUGCACUUCUCAACCUCUUGAUUCUCUUUUUCUUUCUACCUCUUCUUCUCCUUUCCUCGGUUCAAGAUCUAUGAUGAGCUUCGAAGAUGUUAAAGGAGGGAAGGGGUGUAGUGGCUCGUUCUUCCGCCCUUAUGAUCCUGAUGAAACUGGAGAUGAAGACAUGGAUGACUACUUUCAUCAACCUGAUCAGAAGAAGCGUCGGCUCUCCGUGGACCAAGUGCAUUUUCUCGAGAAAAGCUUUGAUCAGGAGAACAAGCUCGAACCCGAAAGAAAAACACGACUAGCCAUGGAGCUUGGUUUGCAGCCCCGGCAAGUGGCGAUUUGGUUUCAGAACCGCCGAGCACGCUGCAAGACAAAACAGUUGGAGAAGGAUUAUGAUUCCCUUCAAGCUAGCUAUAACGAUCUUAAGGCCAACUAUGAUAACCUUCUCAGGGAGAAAGAUAAAUUGAAAACCGAGGUGGCAAACCUCACCGAGAAGGUGCUUGGAAGAGAGAAAGGAGAGGCAAACGUUGAACAAGCUGAAACAAAUGGGUUGGUGGAGCCAUUGGAAAAGCCUUUGAUUGAUUCAGCUUGGGAGGGUGAAGGAUCAGAAGAAGUGUCAAUUGUGAGUUGUAAUCAGGAAGACAUAAGUUCAGCCAAGAGUGACAUAUUUGAUUCAGAGAUAAGGUUGCUGCAGACCGGUGAUUCUUCCUAUGUGUUUGAACCUGAUCACUCUGAUCUGUCUCAGGAUGAAGAAGAUAACUUGAGCAAGACCCUAUUGCCUCUAUGCAUAUUUCCCAAACUUGAAGAUGUUGAUUACUCCUACCUGCCUCAUGGCUCAUGUAAUUUUGGAAUUCCGGAGGAAGAUCAAGCCAUUUGGUCAUGGUGUGAUUGAAUUUUCCGUGGUAUACAGUAUUUCUCUAUCUUGUAGUCUUUGGAUCUUCUGUUUAGACUUUGGUGAAUGAGUAACAAGUCAAUGAGCAAUGGCUCCCUACUGGUUCCCAAAUGGAUGAACAUUGCAAAGUGGUUUCUUCCCACAUUUGUUAUGUUCUAAUGUAACUUUUGGUUCAUAUGUAAUUAAAUAAUAUCUUCUUGUUAAGGAUGUGGCAUUGAAA